UCAAGAUAACGUGAUAGUUUAUAAAAGAGACAAAAUUUUGGCAAUUAUAAUCAUUUAGUUUUCUAACGUUGUAUUAGAAAUAAUUGGUGAUAAUUUGCAAAAAAAAGGGUUCCUCACUAUGAAUGAAAUAUAUUUUAUUGCUGUUCUUGUAACAAUAGCAGCAACAAAAACAGUUGACGCAUAUUAUCCAGGCGAAAAGCCAAUACUAUCUGUACCUAUUGAAUGUCCAAAAACAAAUUCAGGACCUGCAGUGCAUAUUGAGGACAAAUCAGAUUGCACAAAAUUUUUUAAAUGUAAUUGGGGCCAAAAAGUUCCGUUUGAAUGUCCAUAUAGUUCUCAAAUUAAAGGAAAAUUACAUUUUAAUAAAUAUUUACAAGUUUGUGAUUGGCCUUGGAAUGCUGGAUGUGAUUUAGCAUCAGAUACUACUAAAAAGCCAACAACUACUACUAAAAAGCCAACAAUAAUUACCAAAAAGCCAACAACAACUACUGAAACGCCAACAACUACUACUAAAAAGCCAACAAUAAUUACCAAAAAGCCAACAACAACUACUGAAACGCCAACAACAACUACCAAAAAGCCAACAACAACUACCAAAAAGACAACAACUACUAAAAUUCCAGAAACUUCCGUAGAAUGCCCCAAAGGAAAAAAAGACCUGAAAAUCCCUGACAAAAAUGAUUGUACAAGUUAUUUUAUAUGUCAUGAUGAUGGCACUUCAGAUAAAGUAAAAUGUGAGGAUGAUACUGUUUUUGAUCCAAGCAGCCUGUUGUGUGAUUGGGACGAUGGAACAAUUUGUCAAAAGCAAUCAUCAACACCAAAGCCAAAUUCUCAAAAAGAAUGUCCCGAUGUCGAUGAUCCUAAUCAUCCAAUAAUUUAUCCACACGAAUGUCAAUGUGAUAUUUAUUAUACUUGUCAAUAUGGUAAACAAAUUAAAGAGAAAUGUCCUGAAAAUCAUGGAUUUGAUGUGAAAAGAAAAAUUUGUCUUCCUAUAUCACAAGUUGAAUGUAUUAAAUUUAAUGCAAAUGAAAAUAAUCAAACUGUAUCAAUUGAUAAACAACAAUUGAAUAAUGAAAAAAAUUCAUUUUUUCAGAAAUUAUUUCAUUGGAAUUAAUAAUUAAUUUUAAUCAUAUAGUUUAUAUUUAUUUUGUUAUAUAAAUAAUACCGAAAUAGUUAUUACCGAAAUAGUUAAUACCAAAAAUAAUUAACUAUAUUGUAAAAAUAUUUAAUAAAAAAAUAAAUAAAUAAGAAAA
Leptopilina boulardi is the source of this 1253-nucleotide messenger RNA. RefSeq names its product zonadhesin-like. The record is from RefSeq and is a predicted model, not a curated record. Gene Ontology annotation, cellular component: extracellular region. Gene Ontology annotation, molecular function: chitin binding. Bases 119 to 1114 code for a protein of 331 amino acids. The transcript has 2 exons. Lineage: Eukaryota; Metazoa; Arthropoda; Insecta; Hymenoptera; Figitidae.